AUGAACGUCUGGUUGCAUGGAAAAAUUGUGAACGCGACGAGUCGGCAAAGAGGACGUCCUCGGACAAAUGCGAAUAUAGAAGAAUCCCAAGAUCGACGCCGCAAGCAGUUGCGUUCUGCGCAGCAGACGUAUCGCAAGCGGAAAGAUAAAACCAUCGAUACACUGCGUAGUCGUGUGUACCAGCUGGAAGAUGGCGUUGAGCAGAUCGGCCACUCAUUUCUAGCUUUCAGCAGUCUCCUCUUGAAAAUGGACAUCGCGAAACGUGACUCUCGUGUCACGUUGAGCCUCCGAGAACUAGUUCAGCAAUGCCUGGCACUUGCCAAGACAUGUGACGAGCUCGAGGAACGUGCUCACCUCAACCCUGCUCUCACCAAGAACGCUAUGGGAAGAAAUUCUAUGCAAAGUGACGACUGCGUGAAAGCCCUGGAGAUUGAUGGAAACACUGCUACGCGACACCAGAGCCCUAUGAAACAGUCCAAAACACAAUUACUAAAUGAACAACAAUCGUUAUCACCAUUUCAAUCAACGUGUUCAUUCAACACGGCUAUGGCGACCACCAUCUCUCACUCUUACGCUGCAAUACCCUGUUCACCCGACCCUAUGCCAAGCUCAGUGUGCUGUCAAAGUGGAUACCAACUGCUUGUCAACGCUCCAAACAACAGGAAGGUUCAAGAAAUCUUUGGAACUUUCCUCUCUUCAACGGAGCGAAACGCCUUCAUUUCAGCUUUUUGUCAAGGACUUCAAGAUCAAAACGGCGACUUGGUUAAUCAAAUGGCUACCGUUUUGGCCCCUCUACAGUUGAGAGGAAGUAACUAUACUUCCGAAGAACUCACAGCGUUCUAUGCAGGGUCGAACUCUGCGGCUAUGAUGCAGCUGGAUGGAUUGAUGGAUGCCAAUGAUGUGCAGGACAUGCUCUUUAAGAGGGGAUUCUACAUCAAAGAAUUUGCUCCGUCGUUAUCUAGGUCGAGCCUCAACUCGACGCUCGACGUAGCUACUUUUGCCGAAUGUGAGUUGCUUGUUACACGAAAUACUUGGAAAUUUACUAAUAUUGGGAUGAACGAUAAAGUACUCGCCAUUCGAUGUAUCUGUAUUGGAUCUGGGCCUGUGUUUAAAAGGCGGAACGUUGAGAGAUCAUUGCGCCUCGCAAUGUGUGAUGAUCCCAUCCAAGUUGUCUCCGAUUCUUUUCUGCCGGAUCUCGAUGGUAUUUGA
Molecule: messenger RNA, 1209 nt
Organism: Penicillium waksmanii
Lineage: Eukaryota; Fungi; Ascomycota; Eurotiomycetes; Eurotiales; Aspergillaceae
Product: bZIP transcription factor
Exons: 4
Coding region: 1-1209 (402 amino acids)
Biological process (GO): regulation of DNA-templated transcription
Molecular function (GO): DNA-binding transcription factor activity
Source: RefSeq, a predicted model, not a curated record